Molecule: messenger RNA, 1842 nt
Organism: Boeremia exigua
Lineage: Eukaryota; Fungi; Ascomycota; Dothideomycetes; Pleosporales; Didymellaceae
Product: ferritin-like domain-containing protein
Exons: 2
Coding region: 267-1757 (496 amino acids)
Source: RefSeq, a predicted model, not a curated record
UUGGCUCGUACCAUUGUUCCGAUCGAAAAGCUCCCGAGAUUGCCAUGUCAUGGUCGAGCUUUUCGAUGCCAGUCAGAUCCGAUUCCUCGUUGAUAUUGUCAUGAAGUCAUGGCACUAAACGCUUUCGAGAAUAUCAUCUUUUUGUCAUGGAGCUGUCACUGGGAACAGUAGCGUAGUGGUGCGCAAGGGGGCAGUGACUGUAUAUAAUAGAAUUGAGGCGCCCGCUCACUGUUCUGCACCUUCGCUUCACUCCAACCGAAGUCAAGAUGCUCUCCAAGGCCAUCUUCAGCACAUCGCUGCUCUCAGCGCUCGCCGCUGCCGCACCUGCGCCGCAGGUGGAGGGUUAUACCAACGCCGAUGCGUCGUUCUCGGUUGACUACCCUACUGGCACACCUGCCACCAGCUUUGGCCCUGACAGUCAGAUACCUGCUCAGGCCACUCAGACUGGCUCUGCCUACCCCCGCAUCAGUGCGGACCCUACUGGCGCCACCAGCCACGGUCCCUUCUCUGGUACUCCUACCACGACCGGCGCUGCUAAGGCUCCCGCCACCUUGGGCACUGCCAUUGUUCCUGGCCCACCAAACCCUACUGCCACAUACUACAACACCAAUGGCUUACCCCAGAACCCCAUGCCGAUCCCCUACACCCCGGCUGGCGGUCUUGGCACCAACGGCUCUGAACCUCGCUACAUGGUGAACAGUGACUUCGACUACGAGUCCAUCCAGCUCGGUCUGUACCAGGAGUGGAUUGAGCUCGACUUGUUCAACAACGGCCUCGCCGUCUUCUCGGAGGAGGACUUCCUCGAGGCCGGCCUGACAGCCGAGGACCGCGCCUACAUCGCCUUCAUGGCGGUCCAGGAGACGGGCCACGCGACGCUGCUCACCAACAUGCUCGGCGAGACCGCCGCGCCCCAGUGCACGUACGACUACCCCUUUCGCACCGUCCGCGAGUUCAUCGACUUCAACCAGAAGCUGACGCGCUGGGGCGAGUCCGGCGUUUGGGGUUUUAUUAACCACCUCGACUCGCGCGAGGUCGGGCAGCUGCUCGCGCAGUCUAUUGCGACGGAGGCCCGCCAGCAGAUGUCGUUCCGCCAGAUGCUGGGUCUGCAUCCCAUGCCUGUGUGGUUCGAGACCGGUAUCCCGCAGUCGUGGGCUUGGACUUACUUGGCGCCGUACAUCAGCUCGUGCCCGGAGAACACCACCAGGCUCUCCUGGCAGAACAUGCCAGCCCUUCACAUCGUCAACCAAGCCAACCCCAACCGCUUCUCCCCGAACGACACCGGAGCCUACGAAGUCGCUGGUAACCGCACCGGCGAUCCCUCCGACUCCACCAUCCCCCCCGACGAAUCCUGCGUCAACAUCGACCCCAAAGAACACCCCGGCUACUCCUGCGCCCCCGGCAUUGUCCGCAACCGCAGCGAACCGCUCUCCUUCCCCGGCAAACUCGUGAACCUAACCUGGGACUCGCCUGGCUCUGCCGUCGGCCCCAACAACUCGUACGUGACCUCGACGAGCGCGGGUGCGCCGGCGUUCGCGGCCUGGGUCAGCCAGCUGAAUCUCACGUACACGCCGCUGGUGCUGACGGGGGAGAAUGAGGGGUACACGUAUCAGCCCGCCAGUGAGGUGUAUCAGGGCGAUCCGGCGGCGAACGACACCAUGUUCCUGGCGCUGACGGAUAAGGACUUGUUUGUUACGCCGUUUAAUCUGAGUUUGAUUAAUCCGCAUGUUGUUGCGCUGGGGCUGUAUCAGGCUGGGUAGAUAGGCGAGACCAGAUUGCGGAUUGUCUUGAUAGCGUUGGAGUGGUGGGGAGAGUAAUUGAUAGUAGUGAAAUGGUAGUAAUGAC